This is a messenger RNA of Mytilinidion resinicola, 1427 nucleotides long. RefSeq lists its product as uncharacterized. The record is from RefSeq and is a predicted model, not a curated record. The coding region runs from base 432 to 1091 and encodes 219 amino acids. The transcript is spliced from 3 exons. NCBI's taxonomy places the organism in Eukaryota, Fungi, Ascomycota, Dothideomycetes, Mytilinidiales, Mytilinidiaceae.
GCCGCACCGGGCGACAAGGCGAGGUUAGAGCGCGGACACCGUAGUGAUGGGAGGCCAACAAAGCCCUUGAGUGGCUCUUUUCACCUGCAUCGAUGGUAAGCUCUCGAGGCCUCAUCUGCAAGCAGCGCUAUUUUGACCUAUCUACGCGCUGAUAUGUCCUGGGGAUGAACAGCCGGGGCUUCUGUUCCCGGUCGCGGUUCGACAGGAAAUGAAACCUUCAUUGCUACCAUUGCUGUUUUAAAGCAUUGCUGUUCCCGUCUCCGUUUUCACUACUUCAGAGGCUUCAGUAAAUCCGUCGAACGUCUUUCCGUUGUUUGGUGAGCCACCAAACGUCCUGCUCAUUUCAAUUCGUUUCUUCCAGGUUGAGCCUACCCGUAUAAUCUUCAUUCUUUUUAUUUGCUUUACCGGUAACUCCUCCAUCUUUCUUCAGGAUGAAGAUCAACCCCGCCCCCCUCCAUGCCGCCCAGGCCGUACUCAUUGGAUUGUGCUUUUGCAUGUCAGUAGCCAUUCUUGGGACAGCAGGACACACUCUUCACGUCUUCAACACGCAACAAUCAUUCAAUCCUUGGUGGUUGCCACUUUGGCCCCAACACUUCGACUCCCAUGGCGCGAAAGCCUUGAUUGGCUCCGCUGUAACUGUGAUGGUGCUGAGUGCCAUAUUCCUAGUCUUUGCUCUUGUCCCUCGAUUCAACCCUGCCAGCCGAUAUACUUUCCGCGCAGCUCUCGCCCUAGGAACCGCCCUCCCAGGAGGAUUGGCAACUCUAUGCACCGUCGUCUACGCCCACAUCCUCAACAAUAACUCGCCCGAGCUUGACACAAUUCAGACAUGGACGUGCAAGUACAAGAGCGAUAAGCCUAUGCCACAAGAUAUGGGUCUACCAUCUGGGAUGGGUAAUGGGGCAUUUGAGUCGCUGUGUACAGAGAGCAAAUUCGCCAUAUAUGGUACUUUGGUGACCUUCCUUUUACUAGCCAUGUCGCUUGGUGUUUCCAUCGUGGCAUGGCUGGCUGAUAAGUGGGCUGCCCGUCAACGUGGCAAGGAGUGGACGGACCAGAACAACGUUGAGAUGGCCAGCCAAGUGCCGAAGUACUGAAAUCAUACUCGUCUUGUGCUAUUGACCGAUGCGAACUCAAGAAGCGCUUAGAAGUCAGUUCACCGGGAUUAAGUAGGCAUCGUAUGGGCGAGAGCGAAGGAUCGCACGGUAUUGCUUGGUCGUCAUAUUGAAGGCGGCUCGUUUCAUCAUGUUAUGAGGAGGGCGAAUGGGGUUUCCAGACAUACGUGUCUUGUCUGCAGGCGUAAUGGGCCAUUCUCGGUCUCAAUGGACGCAAGCGUCUUGAAGAUUCCAUACUUGCGAAUGCAUAGCCUACGUUGCGAGCCACAUAAAGUGGCUAAUGAUCAACAAUAUACCUAAACGCCUUUUGAUACGAGC